Messenger RNA from Aphanomyces invadans, 444 nucleotides. RefSeq lists its product as hypothetical. Bases 1 to 444 code for a protein of 147 amino acids. The transcript is spliced from 3 exons. The record is from RefSeq and is a predicted model, not a curated record. NCBI's taxonomy places the organism in Eukaryota, Oomycota, Saprolegniomycetes, Saprolegniales, Verrucalvaceae.
AUGGAGCGUCUACAGGGGGAAGUGGAUAAUCUGACCACGGACGUGGCGCGGUUGGAAGUGCGAGUGAGGUCGUGCAAGGCAGCCUUGCCGCGAAGCUUGCACACUUUUGACCCUGAAUGCAAGGUCGUCAGCGAGUACUUCAGGGUAUUUGCCCAUAGCUCCCGCCACUCGCUCCAGGUGGACUUCCUCCACGGCAUCAUGAGCGACGCGAUGGCGUUCUACAGCCACGUUGGCCUGGACAGUUUGAUUGCCCAGUGGACGUUUGUGCCACUCCGAAGUCGUGGUCGAUGGCUCGCGAUCUUCUACCUUCUUUUGUACCGCCACACGAUCGAGGCACUCUGCCACUCGUUACGACUGGUCGAUGCCACCUUGGUGGCCGGGCCUGACUGCGGUGGGCGGCUCCGGGCGGCUUUGUGUGUCGGAGAGAACAUGAAGAAUCCUUAG